AUGUUUACAAAGUGUAAACAACACGGUAUUUCUAUAAAAAAAGAAGACGUCAGGAUCCUCCUCUCUUUACUGGACCCCAUCGGUUCCCAAGCUCGCAAGCGCAGACGUCUCCGAAGGAGGCAAUAUUUUGCUCAGGGACCGAACUUUGUGUGGCACAUAGAUUCAUAUGACAAGCUGAAGCCAUAUGGGAUAUGUAUUAAUGGUUGCAUCGACGGGUUCUCACGCAACAUUAUUUGGCUGCGGGCCGCCUUCACUAACAGCAACCCUAAAGUUAUCGGGGGGUACUUUGUAGAAGCAGUGGAGCGCCGUGGGGGCUGCCCCAGGCUCGUACGAAUUGACAUGGGCAUGGGCACUGAGAACGUGGUGGUUAGAGACAUUCAGCGGUAUUUACGGAGAAAUUACAUGGAUGACAGAGCAGCGGAGAGAAGCUACAUCACAGGAGCAAAGGGGUUCCGUAGCCCCUUGCUCUACAAUGGUGACAAAAUCCUCAUUUUUCCGGACCUGCCAUCUUCAGUAGCGAAGAGGAGGGGGACUUUCAAGGACGUGAAAGAGAUGCUCCGCGGAUGUCAGGACGUGAGAUACGGUAUGCUGUACCCAGCGAAGCUGAGGAUCUCCUCGCCUUUGGGGGAAAAGGUCUUCACCGAUCCAGAUGCUGCUAAGGUCUACACUCUCUUUGGGGGGUGGGUUGAGGUUGUCUCCUCCGGAGUGGAGUGA
Molecule: messenger RNA, 714 nt
Organism: Knipowitschia caucasica
Lineage: Eukaryota; Metazoa; Chordata; Actinopteri; Gobiiformes; Gobiidae
Source: the annotation of a GenBank genome assembly